Molecule: messenger RNA, 622 nt
Organism: Pteronotus mesoamericanus
Lineage: Eukaryota; Metazoa; Chordata; Mammalia; Chiroptera; Mormoopidae
Gene: HOATZ
Product: HOATZ cilia and flagella associated protein
Exons: 6
Coding region: 1-495 (164 amino acids)
Biological process (GO): cilium assembly
Source: RefSeq, a predicted model, not a curated record
AUGGAAACGAGGCCCGGAGCAAGCCCUAGCACAGGAAAGGAGUCCUGUGAAAUUUGUCCCCAGGGAUUACUGGUGUUCAGCGGCUCUUCAGAACAGGACACCAACUUGGCCAAGCAAUUUUGGAUCUCAGCGUCAAUGUAUCCUCCUAAUGAAUCCCAGUUGGUGCUGUCCGGAGGUAGCGCUCAGCGUCUGCCGGUGGCCGGGUUGUCUAAGAGCAGUGCUCCUGAGAAGAGUUACUUGCAGUCUUUUUUCCUUGAGAAAAACAAGGCUACAGAUGUCAUUGCUGAAACCCUAAAAAUUGAGGAAAAAGAAAAGUAUCUCCAAAAGGCUAAAAGGAGGGAUGAGAUUCUCCAACUCUUAAGAAAACAAAGAGAAGAAAGGAUCUCGAAAGAACUGGUCUCACUUCCUUACAAACCAAAGACCAAAGUACACAAAGCAAAGAAAAUGAUUCCAGAGUCAAAUAAAGAACAAGAAGAAGUCAAAGCCUUGAACUAAUUUGAUGGACACAUGAUAGCGGAUGGCUCACUUAGAUCUUCUUUUGAAACAACCUGUGCUUCCAUCAGGAUCCUUGAGCUCAUUUGUUAAAACAGACAAAGAAAUAAAAGUUAAAUAUGCAGACUUC